AUGGUGGGCAGCGUGUGGGCAGCUCUCGGGCUCUCCCUUACCUGCAUCUCAGCCCUCAGCCUCAUCUCCCCUGCCUGGUUCCUGACUCCCAUCUUCUCCUUUGGCAUCCUCACCUAUUGCUCCUGGCCUCAGGGCAACAGCUGGAACCAGAGUUGUGUGAUCUUCAGGUCCCUGGAUACUAUUCCCGACUUUGCUUGGAAGGUCUCAGCGGCAAUGCUCCUCGGAGGCUGGCUCCUGCAGGCCUUCAAUGCAAUUCUCCUCCUAUCCUGGACCCUGUCCCCCAAAAGGCUUUGCUCAAGGAGGGGCAGUGGCCCAGCACCAGGGUUGCAGGCAGCAGCAGCCACUGCCAGUAUUAUGGGCCUGCUGGUUUUCCCGAUCAGCCUGGCCUCCCCCUUUGCCAAGAAAGCCUGUGGAGAUGCCUCUAUGUACUACAGUGGGCAGUGCCAACUGGGCUGGGGCUACGUGACCGCCAUCUUCAAUGCAGUCCUGGCCAGCCUCCUGCUCAUCAUUGGAUGGCCCCACACAACCAAGAUCCAGGGGAAGACCAUUCUCUUCUUCAGUAAUACUGAGAGAAUCAUCCUUGUGCCAGAAAUAAGGCCAUAA
This is a messenger RNA of Choloepus didactylus (southern two-toed sloth), 603 nucleotides long. It is a transcript of the gene LHFPL7, whose product is annotated as transmembrane protein 211. The transcript is spliced from 3 exons. The record is from RefSeq and is a predicted model, not a curated record. Bases 1 to 603 code for a protein of 200 amino acids. Gene Ontology annotation, cellular component: membrane. NCBI's taxonomy places the organism in Eukaryota, Metazoa, Chordata, Mammalia, Pilosa, Megalonychidae.